UAUUAACUACUAGAGUAUACAUAAUGUAAAAACUUAAUAAUCUUGAAUUAAAAAUAUCGUACAUUCGUACGCGGUAUUUAAUAUUCUUAUUUAACACACUUGACUAUACUAUCAUAUGUGGUUAUAUACGCAUACGUAGCGUAUAUAUAUAAUAACUAUAUAACCAUAGUUUCAUCUAUAUUCUGUUCGUGUUCUGUUCUCUCGUAGUACUGUCGUUAAUGUGCAUUGUGAGUUUGUGAGAUGCUAGCCAGCUACGUUUAAAGAAAGCAUAGGUUGGUGUGGGUGUGCAACUGCUGGAAGGCAGCCGCACAAGUGAAAGGGUGAUGGCAAGGAGGAGUGGUGAUUUUCAGUGAUCUUUAACAAAUGGCUCUGUCCGAAGUGCACAAUUUGGCUGCAAUUAUCAGCAACAAUGGUUUUACUGUUAGCAAGAAUAAUGUGGUUGACCGCAAUAUCAACAUGUUGGAACCACGAAACAGUUAUCCAGCUGACAGAUGUAAUACAGAAUAUAAUUAUUGGAACUACGACUUAAUGGAAUGUAAUACACAAAAAAAUAUGAAUGUAGAAGAUGAAGAUAGUCAGGAUUUAAACAAUCCUAUGGUCAAUGAUUUAGUGUCAAAAAUUCUUGAUGAUGAUUCAAUUGUUGGUGACAAUGCUCACAAUAUUAGUUAUAAUGGCAAUAUUCAAUAUUAUUCAGAUACUCAAUCCUGUAUUAUGGAAAAUAGUACAGAUCCCAAUUUUACUAUGGAUCGUUUCAACAUGCAUUCAACAUUUAAUAAAUUGCCGAAUAAUGUUUCUAAUAAUGUUAAACCUGAAUGUAAUUAUAACAAUCUCUGUGGAGAACUUAAAACAUUGAGUCUCAACACAUGUGUAGGACAAGUAUCAGAUCAAGGAAAUUUAUAUAACAAUGGGAUUGGUGCAUAUCCUAAUACGUAUCCAUCUGAUUCACAAUCAUAUAUAUUACGUCCAAAUAGUGAAAAUUGCUGUGUUAGUGGAAAUACUAUGCCUUUAUGCAAUGAUUUAUUAACAACUACAAAUGAGACAAACUCAAGUAAACAGUCUAACUGGACAGAAAAUUUGUCAACACCAGGAUGCACAUCAGAUCUAUUUGGAAAUUAUCAACGAAUACAAAAUUCCACAAACCCAGAUCUUAAUUUGAACAUGGCUCUAACAUUGGCACUAGAUUCACCUGAUCCAAUUACUCUGAAUGAAUUAGAAUAUCAUAAUAAUAUUGGACAGAAUGGAACUGCUAAUACAUAUAAUAAUCCAACACCUUCUAUGCAUGAAUUAUACAGCAUGACUGCCAAUAAUCAAAGUUAUAGACCAAGUUCAGCAAUGACUGAUUUGAGUAUUGAUUCUGGCUUUCUUUCAAAUUCUCCCUUACAACAUUUUUCUCCAGCUGAUACAAAUUUGCAUAAUUGUUUUGGGAAUAAUAUACAACGGAGUAAUGCUAAUGAUUAUAAGGAUUUACAUGACUCAAGUAGAUUAAGCAUGGCAAAUAUCUCCAUACCAAAUGAGCAACUUCAAUUUUUGCAACAACAAGCUCGUAGCUACAAGUUAAAUCAAGCUGUGGACCAAGAAUUUAAACAACUAAUCGACUAUUAUCCAAGUGUAAGCGACUUUACCACAUCAUCGAUCAAUAAUUUAGACACAAACGAAAAUUGUCUUACUAAUAAUGAUUAUAGAAUUGAUAAUAAUUUACUGAAAAUUAUCAGUCCAAAAUCAAAGACUAUUGAAUCUAAGACAUAUUCACCAAUUGGAUUUCCAAAAAAUCUAAGUUCGCGUAACACCCACCAGUCAAUUGCAAAAUAUGGAUAUCACAAUUAUCAACAUUACACUGCCAAUAACGGCGAGACUUUAAAAAUGUUACCACAAAGUUCCACAUCUUAUCAGGACUUGAAGCAGCCUAAUAGUACUAAUACGUAUAAGAUGGAAGGAUUUGAUCUUACCAAAGAUAUAGCUUUUCCUUCAGUAAGCCAUUUGACUAAUCAAAUCGCAGGGUCUUCAGUGAACAAAGAUACUUUUAAUUAUCUCAUGAAACAACGACAUCACAUGCCAAGAAUACAAAACAGUCCUGGUAUUCCAUCUGCUGAUGUCCUCUUUAAUUCAGGAAUAGUACCAAAUCCUGGUACAGUAAGAUCUGGAGUAUUCCCACCAGUAAUGCCAGUUCCUGUACCACUUCCAGUUCCACGUCUAUUUUCUGUACUCUAUGGUGGAGGCCUGAGCCUUAGAAAUGGAAGUGGAGCAGCUAGACGUACAGCACCUUCGAGCAUAUUGCACUUCAGACUAGAGCAAACUUACGAACAAUUUAAACAAUUAGAGAAAGAACGAAAGAAAUGUGAAGCUGGGUUAGCUGCUCAUUUUCCUGGCAAGAGAGUGACAAGUGCAAAUAAUAUACCUAUUCCUCGCCUUCAAGGAAAUCCAUCACGUGUCGAUCGUUUAAUCAUUGAUUAUUUGAGGGAGCAUGCACGCGUCAUAACUUUGAUUGCAAAGAUGGAACGUUUGCGAGGGACCACGAUGAAUCAACGCGUACAUAAAGCUAUGGAGUAUUGGUUAGAAGCAAUAAAAUUUGUCCAAGAAUGUCGUAAACGAGAAAUCGCAAAUGCUACUAAACGCCAAAAAGAGAACCCACCGUGCAUUCUUGUAUACAACGAUAAUGAUAUAUUAACAUUGGCAGCCAGUGUCUACGAAUUGACGAAGGCAUCUCGAUAUGCAAGAACUGGUAUGUAUAACGCAUUACAAGCUACACUAUUAUAUGAUUUGGACAUAGAAAAGAAAGUCGUGGAAACUUCUAAAGAUCCAGUUCUUGUGAUAAAACGUAAUGAAAGUCAGAUAGUAGGUGACGUUGGCGAUUAUUCAAACUGUACCUAGCAAGAUUUUGAAAGCCGCUUUUCCAUUUUGUGCGACAAAACAUAGAUCCAGUCCAGCAGCUUUUUACUUACGUAUUCUGCGUUACGUUAAUGAAAAGCUUUUGCUGGCGUUUAUCAUAAUUUUAUCGCUGAGACAAAAAAAUGCCGCCCACUAAUAAUUGCGAAGUUUUCAAAGCAUCAUACGGAAAAGUACGCGUACUUGCGUCGAAAUAGGAAAAUCGUAUGCGUGUCUACUUUUUACAAGUUAAUAUUAUAGGAACUCCAUAGUUUUCUACUGUACAUAUUUUUAUCCUACAGUCUUGAGAGUGUCAGUUCUCGGUAUACAAUACUUGUGAUCCAGUUAUCUAUCGUACAUAUGUCGCACUUUCAAGUGAUUUUGCUUGUUCUUUGCUAAUGUACUAACGAAAAGAAAACUUACGAACGUCGAUAUUUUUAUCUUUGGGUAUGUUGUCUUGCGUAUUUCACAUUGCCAAAGAUAAUCAUUUCAAAUUUAUUGAGGAUCCGAUACUCGUAGAAAGGAAAAACGGAGAACAAGAUUGCUCAGACGUACUAAAAGAAAUACAAAAAAAGAAAAAAAGAAAAAGAGAAAAAAGGAACGUUCGCCAGAAUCUCCGACUAUUACUCGUUUGCGUAUGUGUCAUAGGCUAGAUAAUAUAGGCUAAAUUUUAUCAAUAUAUUUGUUCAGAGUGCUAGGCAGUAAUUUCUUAGACUAGUUCAAUGUGGCCUUCCUUAAAUGUGUGACCCAAGAUGUAUAUCAGGUAGUCAAAAUACAUCUCGAAAACUUCGAAUAUUUCGAAAAAUUGAAGAUGCGAUGCGGCAACUUAAAUCUCAGAUCGGGCGAGCUUUUCUCAAUCUGUGAAAUAUGUGUAGCCUUUGAUCUGAUUCGGUAUAUAGAUAUAUAUAUAAUAGAUAUAUAUACAACGCAAAUGAUGUCCAUUAUACUACACAUAAAUCUUUGUUAAAAGAGAGGACUUUUCUAACGCAUACUCGCUACACGCAUACACAAAAGCGUGCUCUGGCGUAACAUUUACGCACAGCACAUAGUCACAGUUACGUGUAAAAUAAAAUACAAAAUAUUCGUGUAUAUAAUUACACACAUAUACGUGGAAUAUUAUAUAUGUACGUAUACCUAUACGUAUACAUGUUUAUGUGUGUACGUGCACAUACCUAUGUGCAAGUAUACGUACAACUUGUAUAAGGUAUAUAGAGAAUUUUUAACGUGCAUACGUGAGACACAAAACUAUUCCUACAUACUUACUACAUGUACGUUCUAGGCAAGUUAAUUAGCUCUAUAACGGCCGACUUGCAAAGUUCAGCAUUUCCUCUACUCAAUAUUGAGUAAUCUCUUUCAUACUGAUGAUUUGUUAAGCUCAGGAUAUUUUAACGUUCCAACGCGCGUAUGUACAAUUUCGUACGAAUUCGUUUUAUUAUAAUUUAAGCCGCGAUAUAAUCGCGCAAGUUCGAGCUCCACGAAAACAUCGAACGUCGUUCCGUUCUACGUUCUUGAGAUGCUUGAACGACGAUUAUUUCCGUAUUCCUAUAAAAUUAUAAAACAGGUAUUCGCACAACGACGAGCAAGAGUACUCCGUAUUAGAAAAAAAAAAGGGGGGGGGAAGAAAAUGUGAAUCUAUAUAGUGUCCAACACGUAGGGAUGACAGUAUGAUGAGAUAACGAAACUUAGGUGCAACAUUUUUGCUGUCUGAAGGUCUAACUUUCUUAAUAUCUAAGCUGUAUCAAUCGGCCUGUAUUGUGAUUAGAAAUACUCAUAAAAUCCGGUUGUUGGUUAUCGAAUAUCGGUGAAGCUUUAAUAUAAUCAUCUCUGUACAUAUGUCCGUUAACUCCCAUUUAAGCUGCAUUGUGUACGUAGUGAUUCCCAAUGAUAAAAGGGGGAGAAAAACGGUGUGUUGGAUUAAUUUCUCCGGUACUUCUAUAUCAAUCUUAGGCAGGAGAGACAUUAGUAGCGAAGUAUUUAAUUUAGUUUCUAGCGAUAGUUGUUGUUACGAAUACAAUUUUCUGGCUGUCUUUGUUGCCGAUCACAUUAACGAAACAACGUUUCAGAUUUUCGACUAUAUUGUUCCUCUAUAUCGGCGCGUUUCGCAAAAUUGUUGAAGCUUUACAAAAAGAUUUUAUAUCGGUAUCGUAUUUCUCCUUUGCUCGAGACCACUCGCGUAUUGACUGAUGAUUUUAUCAAUUAUAUCCAUUUAUUUUUACAAGUUGAAAGAUACAAAUUUGAAUUUCACCGAUGGAAACGUGAAUUCUAAAGAAUCACUAUUAUGUAACGUGAAACUGAGUUUCUUGAUUGUUUUAGCCACUUGGACGAACGCGUUUUCAUACGGGUCGGUAUCGAGGAAGCAGAAAUAAAGUUUAUUGACUUUACACGCAGACACAAACUUUCAAACGAUACAAUUACAUCGUGAAUUAUUAAAAGGAAGAUAUAGGAGGCAUCGCGUCUUCGAACUUACUAUACUGAAAUGAAAGCAAUCGCUCGGCUGCAAAGACAACCUUUUGACGGAAAAGGGCCCGGUACUAUCCAGUCUUGCGAAAGGUGCAAGAUAUACAUACAGACUGUUAACUCGCUUUUACAUAGCGCUUACACAUAAUCAUUGGGGACCAUGUCGAGCAUCGUCUCCACGUAUAUCAGCAUAUCUGAGAACCUCAUUUUUCAUUAACACGAAGGAACAUUUGCAUUUCUUCGCAACUUCGUUGUUUGUCUUUCCUUCUUUCUUUCUCUUUUCCUCUUUUCCUUCUCACUUAUUCGUUUCAUCUAAUUUCAGAACUUAAAACCCAUUACCUUUACGUUGAUACUCUUUCGUUUACGUUUCACUUUGUCCCCUGUUUUUUCUUCUCUUCUCUGAAAACGACGAAGGCAACGUGAGCACCGAAGGAGAGACGCGUGUGGUCUGGAAGAGAGUCACACGACGACGUUCGCUCUCUUCUUUUUUCUUUUCCAUUUCAAGAAUCAAACGAGACAAACGAUGAAACACGUGUCCGGGAACGUGUCGAAAGUAUAGUCUUAGCGAAAAUUUAACGAGAACGUAAGAAAGAAAAAAGAAAAAAAUACGAAAAAUAUAUGUCUUUGUUAGGGUAAGAUAGAUUACCGAAUGGCUCAUUAAAGAAAGAGUUCGUACAAUGAAAAAAAUAAGAAGAUUACUUUUGCUUGCGUUAUGUACAUCCAAGAACGUGAUAAAGGGAAACGAGUUUUUAUAGCUCUGUUUAGGCUGAAGAAGAAAGCAAGCAGUGCUUUACAGAAUUUCCUUCCGCAUUUGUCAACGUGUUUAUAUUGUAACUGUGAUAUAUAUAAUGCCAAUUUGUACAUAACUUAACGCUGAGGAACUUACUAUCGCGGUAAGAACACGAUGAACGCAGUCAACUCUCGUUAGUUUCUUUUUCUUUAACGUCGACGUUUCUUUUCUGUUCUCGACAUUUUCGCUUCAGCCAGUUGCUUUUACCGCUAUUCUACGCUAUAACUUGGAAUGUGAUACCGAUAGAUAAAUAUACACGUCCAAUUAUAACUAUGAGGUAUCGGCUAGAAACAUUCUCUUCGAAAAAUUCUGAAACCAUCGAGAUAUACGUUGGCGAUAUUCGCGCUCGUAUCGCGAAUCGUUUUUUAAUAAGUGUUUCAUUUAACAUUUAACCCAUGGUACUUAGCCAGAACAAUUGCCAAUAUCGUGCAAUCAUCCGAAUUAUCUAUGCUAGUACACACGAUCUUUUCAAAGGCUUCUUGUAGCUUUCGCGAAUAAAGUGUCGCGAUAUAACUUUUCUCGCUAUUUCUUCUAGUCUAAUAAACGUUAUGUGAUAAUCCAUUUUCUAUUUUUUUUUUUAAAUAUUCAUGUUCGACUUCGGUUUGCAUUUUAUCAACGUUUCAAUUUAUCAAUAAGCAAGACGGUAAAAUGUUCGUUAUCUGAACUAAGUACAGGAGACAAAAGCGUCUGGAAAAUUAAAUAUUCACACAGUGAGAUAAUCAGUAUUUAGCAUAUCGGUUUGCGUACUAUCGUUAAGACAAAGUUGUAAUUUGUAUAUUCGGUAUAACAUCAAAAUUUAUCGGUAUUAUUCAAUUCUAAAUGUUUCAGACAAAAUUAGAAAAUAUGAAGCUUAUGAAUCUUCAACGUUUAUUUGGUUCAACGUAUAUUUAGUUUUCUCGUCGUCAAAACGAUCUAAUAAAAGUCUUUUUUUUCAAGGACUAAACGUUUUUCCUAUCGAAAAUACGAAUAUCGUGGCACGUAAUUGAUUCGCGUUCUGAUCAUUUAAAAUAUUUUGAAGGAUAACUUCGAAUAUUCGUAAGAGAAUGUUUAGACAGAGGAAAUUCUACUGUACACGAUCAUUAUCUUUUGCCAUUUCUAUUGCGAUACCGAUCUUAAUUUCUAACGCAUACGUAAUUCAUAGAAAGCUGUUAACGUAAUGAUAUAAAUAAUGAUUGUGUUAUUUUUCAAGUUGAUCAGCAUACUGCAUUGUUCGUGGCGGAAACAUUGGAAUCUCGUUGAUCGUAAUACAGAGAAGCGGAUGCUUUUUAUCAAAAUUCUGUAAAAUUAUAGGAAAUCUCUCGCCAGCUGCAACUUCUUCAAACGUUGCGGAUAAAUUUCACUUGCAUAGAAAAAGGAGAAUAGAAGAGAUCACGUAAGAAAAAGUAGCGCCAUUUGCAUUCGUCCAGCUUCUUCUAUGCGUGUACAACUUCUGUUUUCUUCUUCCUGUUGGAAAAGAACACGAAUGAAGCUUUCUCUCGCGUGAAGUUACAUAUUAUAUAUAUACAUAUUAUAUGUGCAUGCGCACGUAUUCAGUGAUUACCUCGUAUCAUAUUUACCUUACGCAGCAUCAUUAAGAAUAGGAACACUAUCUGUACAGAUACGUGUUUGACAAUCCUAUUUAAAUUUGCAUGUGAUAUUAUAAACUACCUAUAAUAGCUAAAUAUAUACGUAUCCACCGCGUGUACAUGUACUGGUACAGGUUGUUUCACUGAUACCGCUAAUGAUACUUUUCUUUCAAAUGAACUUUUGUCCCAUUGAACUUCCGACCGUAAACGUCUGAGUUGCUUCUAAUUGAGAUAGUCGGUGAAAUUUCGGUUUCGGAGAAGAUAAUUGAAUUUUUAUAAAUUGAGAUUAUUUCCGAUUCGGACAAUCAGUUUGUGUGUUUUAAUUAACGCGUGUUAUAAUUAAUAAAUAAAAAGAAAUCGCACGAAAAAGCAGGUUCUAUCGGAUUAGUUGCAUACUGGUACAAGUAUGUCUGAUAAUAUACUGUCUGUUUCUCCUUGCUACCUGAUCUCUUGCCAGUCUUCUCUUACAUUAGGUCUUCUUACGCUGCUAUAUCUUGCAGUUUUGUACAUACUUGUACUUUAUCAAACGUUGAUAUUAUUUACCGGAUAAUUCGAUGUGUCGUAAAAGCUAAAAUUACGUUCUAAGUAAUAAAAGGUAUGCGUGUGUAUGCGUGUAUGUGCGUGUGUUUAAAAUUAGCGAAACAUCCUGUACAUUCCGUAUAUGUACGUUCACAUGCUCGUGUAUGUGAGUAUACAACUAAUUUUGCGAACGCUCACGAGGCAACAAGGAGUUACAUAGGAAAAGUCUUAAUCGUCCAUACAGAGAUGUAUAUAAAGCAGACAAAGUAAUAACGAAGAAAAGUAGACGAGAAACCGACCAAUGUUUAACUCACGAGACUCUCAAGACGUUAAGUGGGUAUUCAUAAGACUCAACUAUUUCUUUGCCGAUAGAUACAUAGGAUGUUAAUAGCGAAAUCGUUCCGCUUAUAUUGGGAUAAUAUUCCCCAAAAUUCCGAAUGAUAAUUAGGAUCAGUACAGGGUCCGGAUAAUUCAUUUUCAAUCGUAUAAGUAAUUGCUAUACGAAUUAGCUUAGCGCGCAACACUAGACAGUGUUUAAUUUCGUUUAUUACGUAUUUUGUACCACUGAUAUCGAGGUCAGUAUCAAUUUUUGUGUUGAAUUUUUUUCUUUUUUCUUUCUUUCAAACGUACAAUUCAAUUUUAUAAAUCGUUAGUGUUUUAUAAUUUGACGUGAUUUAUCUUCGAUUGUCUAAUUUCGAGAUACACUCCGAAAACGCGUGUUCUACGAUCUUUUUUUUAUUUUACUAUUCCUCGUUUGAUCAGAAUUUUGAAAUAGAACCGGCAAUAUUAAAUAUCGUUAUUACCUUCGAUUUUCAAUUUUUCAAUAUACAAUUUUCACUUAUCGAAUUUGCGGUUGCAUUUCCCUUUUCCUUCAGGCUUAUUCCACACGCUUACUUUAAUCUCGAACAAUAUUCAUUUCAUUCAUUGCUAACGUUUAAACAAAAAGCUGUCGAACAACUAGCCAUUUUUCCUUUGAAAUUGUUUUCACUGCCAAAAUUGCUUUGAUUUCUUUGUGAUUAUUUUUAUAUCGUAAGAAAGAUAAUCGUACAGUCGUGUUCACGCACUUUUGGAUCUAGAAUUCUUCCAUAUAUUUUUGGCUAUAAUAAUUUAUUUAUAAAAAUCUAAAACACACGAAAAAAUUUCGAAUUCGUGCCUUUCUGUCAGUUUGCAAUUAUUCCUUCACAAUUGCUCCGAUUUUAGUUUGUUGCAAAUCUAUCUUCUGGAAUAGAUUUCUGUUCCUGAGAUCUCGAAUAACGUAACUCUCGUAAACCGGAAUUAUUUCACCUCGGAUUGCCUAUCGUUUUCUUAAAUCUGACACGUGCUACAUUGUGACCAUGGCACAAAACGUAUAUCGACGAGAUCAACAAGCAGCACACGCCAAAAUUGAUGUGUCGCUGUUUCCAUAUAUUUCCUGAGGCAAAUAGCAAACUUGUUAAUCUGAUAUUUAUAUAUUUUACAACACUCGUUUCUUUGCUAUUCUCUACUUACACCUUGCUAUACAUGUACUUCUAUUCUUUAUCCUAAUACUAUAAAAUAACUUUCAAGUGUUCAAGCAUCUCGUUAAUUUGCGUACUUCGAUAGACACGGAACAUUAUUGGGUAAUUUUAUAAGAAUUUCUAGCUACGUUUUUUAAUAGGAUAAAUAUAUUAAGUUUAAUAGAUAUUAUAAACGAUAUUAAAUACUGUCUCGAGCUGAUAUUUUUAUUUUCGAGCGUGUAGAUUUUUAUUUCAGAGUAGCCAGAGUCAGUUGGUCCAGGUCAUUCCAAUUGGCGAGUGUCAAUUACUUUGCACUUGUUAGUCUUCGUUUCGUUCUCGAUUCGUUGUAGCAUUCGUCAAUGCACGAAUUGCCUGAACGUUAACUCUUACCCACAUUUAUUCUACGAAUAUCACGGUGUUUAGUUCCACGUGAAGUUGAAUUAAGUUCCCAUAUAAUUCGAUUAAAAUAGUUCGAUAUAUAGUCAAUAAAGGUGUCGCGGUUAUCAAUCGCUGAGCAAUUUACACCAUUGAUUAAUAAUACGAUAGUAAUCGACCAAUAGAACAAUUUCGCCAUGGAAAACAUUUAACUGUUUGGCACUAAUGGAAACGCGAUGCGUUCAAAACUACCCAUUCCUACAAAGUGAACACGUAUGCCUAAGAUAUACAAACACUUACGUAACGUGGAUAAAUUAUGGGUAUUUGCCCAUUUAAAAGGCAAUAUUUUUCUUGGAACGAUCCUCGAUCGUAUAUAGACGGAAUGCUAUUGAUAGUAUUUGUACGAUAGUUAACGAUUUUUAUCGCGUACCUUCGAACGCCAGUACAGCUUCAGAGGAACUUUAAAGAUGGUGCAAAGAAUCGUAUUUACGUAAUAAUUACAACAGUUUCGUUUUUCCAUGUAAUCUUCGACGAUAUAUACGCUUUAACGGUCGUGUAAAAUUUAGCUUGAUCGUAAUCUGUAAUUUUCUGUCUCUGUGACGAGUGUGCGUUACAUAGCAGAUUCGAUUCUGUUUCGAAUAUCAUUAAUUUCCAAUCAAAUUAUUUCCACGCGAUUGGCAAAGUAUUAAAAUGUACGAGAAAAACUAUCGAGCUUUUGAAAACGUGUUAAAAGCUAUCUAAAAUCUCGAAAUUUUAUUAUCAGCGCGUCGAAUAGAAAAUUAUUCUUCGUAACCGGGAUCGUUGUUAAUGAUACAUUAACGACUCAUUAGUACGUAUUAGCUUCUGUAAUAAAGUCAACAUCCUCAACAAUGUCUACGAUAUCUUACAUACUUAUAUUUUCUAUUUUAUCCCGUUACUCGUUAGAGCGAUCGGUAUGAUCUUUCGGUUUUCUGGUUCUACUGGCGCUCAUGAUUUUCAAGUAGAAACUGUAUUACAAAACACAAAUAUCUAAAGUAAGAAUGAUUGUAUUAAAUUAAGAAAGAGAUUUCUAAAUCGUAUUAUACACACUACCGUCAGGUCAGCGGAGAGGGGAUGGCGAUUUCGCAAGUUGAGGAUUGUCGUUAUAGGUAACGGAGCUUCAGUUAGAUCCGAGUUAAGAGUUACUUAAUUUCGGAAUAUUUCGUUUUAAUUUGCAUUCUAUGUCUCGCGCGAUAAAUACGAUCAUCGAUCGUGUUCGUCGCCUUUCUAGCUCGUAAAUUAAGAUAAUACUCGAAAAUUAAGUAAAGUAAAUCGAUGGAAACUUUUGUGGAUCUCCCAAAUCCCGAUGAUUCCAAUCAAGGAUUAAAUGAAAAAUCUGUAAAUUAUCGAAACAAGGGAAGAGAUAACGACAAGUAUAUAAUAACAAGUUCAAUAUGCAAUAAGUGUACGUUCAAAGGAAAAGAUACUAAUAUAUAGAAAAAAAAAAAAGAAAUUGUACGUAGGUAACAUAGUAUUGGAGGAUGUAUUGUUCGUGUUAGAAUGACUAGCUCUGUCGAAGCCUCUGUAUUUAAUAUCGGUGUGACUUUACCUUUCUUUAACAUCCGAUAAAGAAAGAGGUGGUUCUGCUACUGCUUAGAAAGUUUCUAAUAUUAGGUGUGACAAACUAGCGAUAGGUAUUUAAUUUGUUUCCGCCUAGAAGCUUCCUAAGAGCUUGACUCAACAAGUUCGAGGUGCUGGAACUUUCAAAUAUUCUUAAAAGCUGCGAAUUUAGUGGAUUCGAAAAUUGACUUCGCUCUCGACGACAUUGUUUGAGAGACUUUGAGAGGACGAUGCGUCCCUUUCCUUGCAACUUUUUUGUAGUUUUUAUUAUUACAUGUAGGUAAACAUAGAGGCCUAUCGCGUGUGCAACUUGUUUCGAAAUUAUUGGUAUAGAUUGCCAAUAUAAGGCAAUAUACCUUUCGAGAAAGGUUGCUAUGAAGAGCGAGUAAAAAGUAUUUAUUUCUUAUUUAUAGAUAUGUCGUUAACGCGUAUCUAUUUCUCUCUCUACCUUCCUUUACCAUCUUUCAUCAAUUAUAAAAAUGUGGUCGAAAUUGAAUACUUAAUAUACUGUUUUUUAAAUUAUAUAAUCGAACAAAUAUUUUAUUGAGAUAAAUAAAUCUUUGGAAAUAAUGAUAAUUGUAUUGUGUAUUAUAUAACAAUACACGGAUAAUUACAUUAUGCGAUAAUGUAAUUAAAGGUAAAUAAACCGGUGGGAAGAUUAAGUUGAUCUAUGAACCUAUUGACGUUGAAAAAUUUUUUUACGUAAACCUUUUUACACAGUCAGUCAGUCUGUACUUAUAAUUCGAAGCCUCGGUGCAAACUUCUAGUGUAUUUGUGCUUUUGCUACUAUCUUCCUAUCCGUCAGUCGGUAACUUAGUAAUAAUUUAGUAAUAAUAACGUUAAGUCAUUGUUUAGCGGCUAGCGACUCAGAAACGUUUUUAUCGAAUGUUUGUACGAUUUGUACGAUUGAUUCCAUUCGAAACUUACACUCGAUCGUAUCGAACUCUCGAGAUCUGAAACUACAUGUCUCACGCGUUCAUCCACUCGAAUAAACAACUUCUCUAAUGCAGUAAUUGAAGCACAUGUAUAUGUAUAAAAAAGAACAUUAUCUUAUCUCGAAGAUCGAUAAAAUAUUCAGUUCGAAAAUCGACUAAUCCACGGUGAUAGCAAUUUCGUACUUUUCGAAUUAACGAUUGUAAAUCGUUCUAUCAGAAGAUAUCGAUGAGCUCUUAUAAACUCGUGUACCACAAUCGAAUAGAAUUACUCGAUCGAUGAAAUAUCGAAUAUCGAACGUCGUGUUAUCGAUGUGAAAAAUAGAUAGACUCGAGGAGCAAACGCUGAGAACUUACGUAUGAGUAUUUCUGAUACUAGGAGAAGUCAAGGACCGUAGGGAACACAUAUAAUCAGAAAGAUACAGAGAGAAUUUGUAAUUCCUGAUUAGGAAAGAAGAUAGUAAAGUUUAGUUACUUCGAUGUUAGCGAUAGUUCGCAAAGAUUCGAAAGAGAUAAUAGGCGAGUAGAGUUGUGAACGAGAAGACGAAAUCGAUAAUUAGUAACGAUUAGUAAACGAUUAAUAGAUAAAUAACAUAUUACACGUACAUAUGCAUAUACAUAUAUGUGGACAUUUACGUGAGUAAUUCGUAGUAAAACGUCGGAAACGGACGAUUAGAUAAAUUAGAUGAUAUUUGUACGCGUGUACAAGGAAAGGAAAAUUUGUGGAAUUCGAAAUAGCCGGUGAAUACGGCGUUUAGAGAAAUUUCGCUGGUAGGAGACGGACAAAUCUUAGAUAUCGUUUAAUAUUCGAUGUCAAACCUCUGGCGAGGUUCGCUACUUUGCCGCUGAUACUCGAAUCACUGUUUGCUCGUUGAUGCACCUAUUAUCGAGAACUCUUUGGAGAUUAUCGACGCUGACGAGCAACGAUGGGUUAGUUCAAAUUCUUAGCAUAAUUCUCCGCUAAUCCUAGACGCGUAUACUAUAAUUUUUUAUUCCUGCAAUACGCGUCGAUGGGGGGUGGUGCGUUUAAUUGUAAAUAAUCUGAGCGAUCUUUUUUCGACGUUUCUCUCGUUCGAGAGAACGUUAAAAAAAAUGAAAUUACGCGACAAUUAUACGCGUAUCGUCAACGAUCCUUCUUCGUUUCUUUUUCGUUUGUCUCUUUGAUUUUAUCGCCUGUGGUAUUCUUUUUUUUUUUCUUUUUUUGUUUUCUCUUUUACUUUUUACUUUUUUUUAUACAUAUAUAUCGACUUAGCUUAAGGAUUUCAUAUUUACGAUAAUUCAUAGAAUAAUUCCACGAUAGGAUAUCGUAUUAUUAUUGAUCAAAGAAACACGUUAAAACUGAAAUAUUUUCCCUCGUUUUCGUUGCUUAACAACAAUGAACAAAACGGAAAUACGUUUCGCAUCUUCCCGAUGUUUCAAACGCAUUUUGCCAAAGUUUUAUUCCUGCUUCCCUUCGUUAAUUGAUUUAGCUAAUUUACCGUAUUUAAUCAGUAUAGGUAAUUAUAGUAGAAAAGUUAUAUUUAUUUUCCUUUCGAUUAUACCAGCGAUGAUUGUUUUAACGUUGUUUGCGCACCGUAACACGUCACAUAUCGAUGAUUGAUGAUGAGUGUCAGCGUUAUCUUGCCAGUAGGGUGAUGAUUAACAUAAUUCUACUUGUUUCGCGUUGAACAAAAAAAAAAGGGGAAAAAAAAAUAAAAACAGAAGAAAAAGGAAGGAAACAAGUAAAACGCAAUCGUUGAGAAUCAUUCGUGUCGUUAAAAGGAGAUAUCACAACUAUUGAUAGAUUUAAUGCAAAUGGAUAAUUAUAUAUCUUCUUGUCUAUGGGGUCGGGGCUAAAUGAUAAAUGGAAGACGAUUCAGAAAAUUCGUUUCUUUCUUCCGUUGAACGUAUUGCAAAAGAACAUUGUCCGCGUAGUAACUCUAGAAAAUUUUUCUAGCUUAAUAAUGCUUUCGCGUAAGCGACGAUGAUAUUCUAUUCCAACGCGUUCGACGUUAUUAGCCGAAGAAACGAAUUUUUCAAUUUCACGUUUUCUCUUCGCUUUCAAGCUACUAUCGCGAGAUACUAGCUUUAUAUGAUGUAUAUGUAUAUAUGAUGGACAAACAGAGAAAAAGAAAAAAAAUGGACACAAUCGUAUGCAAAAUUGCAUAAGUGGUAAGAGCAGUGUGGAAUUGUCGCUUUCGCCGCUAAUAUCUAAACUAUGGAUCGCUGCUACGGAUCCUCAAUCAAAUUCAGCGAUCGAAUGUCGCAAUCAUCGGUACGCUUCAGUGUCCAGGAAAAUGAAAAACGAGGGGGGGGGGGAGUGGGGGAUUGAAACAAAAAAAAAAAAGGAAAAAAAAGGGAGGACAGAGGAGGAAACGUAUAAAAUAAAAGCAGCGUUGUAUCGCCGAUGUUUAGAAUGUUCAGCGAGUAAUUUAGAUCGCAGAUUGAAAGUUCUCAGGGAAAUGCAACCAGAAGAGAGGCACGUAAGCAUAAGAAAUGCUCGGCCUGAUCGAUAUUCUUUCCUGGUGCUGACGAAGGAUCUCGAUAAUUUGAGAAAAUCUCGAUGAAAAUGUGACGAGGCGGCUGUUACUGAAAUUUCUAAUGAAAACGAAAACAAUCCCACGUAACUGAGUCAUCGAUACAAAAAUCAAUUCUCGGAACGUUCUUCGUAUCCUGAGUUUUUCCACCUUGGUAAUUUUUGGUGACACCAGAAUGACACGUUCCGCGAGGAACGAACGUUGAUACCAACGGGAGAACCGAUAUUCUUGGUCCUAACGCUCUCUAAUAUAUCAUUGCCUCGUUAUUUGUCACUGCUACUCUUUUCUACUUUUUUAUAUUUUACAUGGUUUACACGAUAGAACACAUUUUGUACGUUGUAAUAUUUCUUAACGGUUACACAAGAGCGAUCGAGACUACGUAAACCGAAGAUAGUUACGAGAGACAUAAAACAUUCUGUUUCGACGACACGAUUUCUCAUAACGAAUUGUCGAGAUCCUUCGAGAUCCAGCUUUUCGCCGCCUCAUCGAACGAGAAAAGGAAGUGCGAUCUCCUGGCCAUCAUAUUAUACGCGUAGGUUUGUUCGUUCGUACGAAGACAAUCGUUUUACUUCGAAAAGUAAAAACAAAAAAAGAAAAAAAGACAAAAAAGAAAACAAUAAAAAAAAAAUGGUAUUCCAAUCUUCAGGGUAACGGGUCAACGAUGGUCGAGUAUUAUCGAGAAAUUAAACAAAUAAUGAAAGAGAGAUAAUAAUUAAACAAAUAAUAAAGAUGAAGUCUAAAUAAACAUCGACAUCGCGAAGAGAAUACUGCUUGGUUUGCGGACCAUUAAAUACCAAAUACUAUACAACGAUCGCGUUACAAUAGUUAUUUAACAUAGAUUUGGAACGCUAGGGAGGAUAGCGACGGGAACGGUUGAAGACGAUUUCUCCUUCAUCGGAAUAAAGUCUACUUCGACGAGGAAGCGUGAUCGAAAUCCAAACGCGGGAUUUCUUUACCGUUUUUGCGGUUGUCGGUUAGUAAAUUUGAUUGAGGACGUCAUUUGUAAGGAAUCACCUAUAGAUUCGUGUGCGUUUCUCUAGUGGUAACUCGAAGAUCGAUUAGCUUUUUCUUACUAGCACAUUUUUUCGUAAUAACGAUCAAGGUAGAAACGAGAGAGAAAGAGAGAAACAGAGAGAGAAUGCGAGUUCGGUCUUAGAAAACUUGUCGCGCAAGUCGAUCCUGGAUACUGUUACAGACGUAUGGCCUGGAGGGGUUUUUUUUUUUUUUUUAAGAAAAGGAACCUUGACCUUUUACACGGCUGCAAAAGUUCCUCGAUCGCGAAAGAAGACUUCAAUUCAGUUUUUCGUUUCUUCUAUUUUCCUCGGUUCGAACCUAAGCGAAAGAAAGAAUCUCACUUUUCAUCGCCGCUUAUAAGAUUCUUGUACUUCUGACUGUUUCUAAAGGAUCGCAAAUCCGGUAUCGACGCUCUUGAAGAAGAAUUUCGAGUGUCUUAUUUUUAGGCGUACAUUUCGGAAAGAUUGGGCAAAAAUUUCGGCAUAAAUGCGUAAAUCAGAGCGCGAAAGCAAGAAUUUAUGUAAAUAUAUGUGCAUGAACGAAUUUCAAAGUACUUUGGAAGUGUUCCGCGUAAGUUCCGAUACACGCGUACACGCUAUUUUACUAUCAGUUACCAUAAGAUUUUCGGAGUCGCUUAAAGAUGUUUAAAGGGGCGAAAUUAGCACAAAUAUUUUCACUAAUCUCUUAUUUUCGCUGUAUUUACUAUUAACAUUAUUACUAUUUUAUUUAUUUUUCGCUACAGUCUCGCUAUUUCGGUGUUUGCAAUAUUUGAUCUUAAUGCUACGUUAAAUUAUAAUUAUAAAAAUACGUAUUUCCUUAUUUUAACACGUACAACAUGUAAAAGUGGUUUACAAUUUUUGCCCAACUUUCUUGAAACGUCUCGCAGAGAGGAAUAAUUAUUUUUCGCGUAACGAUCUCAGUGAUUUUUAUUAGGUACGAAAAAUUUCACUCGAUCGCUACACUAGUCUAUCAUCGCUUACGUAGCUUCCAUAGGCCGAAAUACAGAGCUCGAUUUUAUCGUGUUUCGAACAUAUCGGAAAAUCCUCGGAAUUCGCGUGCUAUCAGGGUUGCACUUUGCUCGUGAAGCAUCGCAUAAUCUCGUGUCACUUGCCAUGAAGAAAAGAAAUACGCAGCAGGUGCAGAAUGUUUCGGGUCUAAUUAUUUGCUCACGCGUGUAUGUACACGCGGCAGACGUUUGCUAUUCGCCUGCGAUUCCAUUGCGAACGAUACUUGUCGAAUUUUGAACGUCUCGCGUGGUACACGUGGAUACGUAUCACGGACAGAAACAAAGUGCAAAUCCCAUCGGACAUAUUUUGUCAUGACGUUCGAUCAUAGAACGCGAAUCUAUGCCUCGAUGUACGAGCCCCGAGCGAUUAGGAUUAUGUCGAGCCGUUACACUUAAAUAGCGAAUUCUGCUAUCUCGCGCGGUGCUUAAAAUUUGACUGAACAUUAACAUUGCGUCCAUGUGUAUCAAAUUUUAAGCAAACAAAGUAUCACAACGUAUGUAGAUAAUAUCGCGGAAGAAAUUAAACGAAAAAAAAAAAAGAAAUAAGAGAGAGAAAGAUAUGUAAUGGAAAAAUAUAUAAGUGUGGUCGAACGAAGAGAUGGUAAAAGAUGAAAAAUAAAAAAAAGAAAGAACAGUGCUCAAAUCUUAAAUGGCUAUGCGUCUCGGCGUGCAUCUUUUUAACAAGUCAUGCGUGCAGAACAUUAUACAUUCACACAUAUACACACACGUACGUACAUACAUACACUAAAGACUGUAGAGAUUCUUGGAAAAAAAAACGACGGUAACUCUCACCUUCUGUAAACUGCACAAAAUAAUUUUUUACGGAUCCAUUAAUAUUCGUGUAAAUGUGUUGUUAUUUACGACAGUGCCACCGAAUCGGAAAACGCGAGAAAGAGGAGAAAAAAGAAAAGAUACAUUCGUUCACUUUCGUCGUCGUUUUUUCACAAGCGAUCGUGUACGUUUGCGUAUACUCGAUAAAUCUUUAUAUUCGUUACGCUUAACUCGUAUCAACGUUGUGUUACUCUACGACUGUUUUUUAAAAGAGAAAAGGUUCGUGUCAGGAGAGUAAUUGCGAUAAAGUACACUAUAUACUGCCGGAAAAAAAAAAGAGAGAAUCAUUAACCGAGGUAUAUCAUCGAUAAUUUUAGCCCAAGCGAUGACGCUCGAUUCGUAGAUAUUGUAUGGGACGAAUUAGAACAAUGGUACAAUAAAGGUGGUUUUUACUAGAAUUCCAUUACAAAUUUCUUAUUUGUGUUCCUGAAAUCUCUCGGAUAAUCGAUUAAAUCUCAACUGAAGCGUUUUUGAUUGAUAUUGCUUGCGGAUUCGGAUAUUUUCAUAUUACUGGAGAAAGCAUUUUUUAAUGACUUUUUUAAGUGCCACUUACUAGCAUACGGUUCUUCUUCUUUCUUUUUUUUAUUGCGUACAUAUAAACAAUUUAAAAGCCGGAAUAUUCCAUUGAGACCUUUAAAGCGACAAACAGAAAAAAGAAACUUAUAAAUAUUAAGAAAAGAAGAAAAAGAAGAAACGAUUUGACCAAUUUUUAAUAUCAACGCGUACGCUUUUGCUUGCGCAUCGAUUAGUUUCAUAAUUUUCCGUUUGCGUUUGAGCUUAUUUCUCUCGUAUUAUUGUUUUACGCGUGACAAAACGAAAACAAAAGGUUUGCUCGAAUCGAAGAUGAGGCAACGGCAAUAAUAAUGAUUGGCGCACGUGUCGUGUCUGAUCGACUCUCUAGCUUGUUCGUUUGUUCAACUUCUUCGAUGCUUUUGGGCUGUGAUUUUACAACGCUAAUAACCCAAAAAGGUCGCACUAUUUAUUCUCAAGUGAAACUGAAUCGACAAUCCAACUAAACCAGAGAGAACUUUUAAGGACUUUAAAAACGACGUUUUCUUAUUAGCCCUUUCUUCGACGUUUAGACAAGAGAAUUCUUCGGCAUCCUUUAACUUAAGCGCCAGUGAAUAGAUGUUUACCGCGAUAACGUGGAUCGUACAGUUUUUCGGGUAAACGUAAUAUUAUAUGGAUGAUGGUGAAACAAUUUCUCGGAAUGGGAGAAAAAAUGGACGUUGCAAAAUAUAAAGGAAAAGAACGAGUGGCCAGAGCAGAGAAGCAAAUAGCGUAACAGAUGGGUGAGCUUGGAUAUGAGAGAGAAGGAAAGAAAAUUAAAUCUGUCGUUCUUAGUGUUUUUUAUAUAUAUAUUAUAUAUGUUUACGUUUCAAUGUACACUACGAAUCGUAUUAAUGAUACGUAUAUGAUAAUAUAACAAUAAUAUAUAUUAUAUACAUAUAUAUAUUAUAUAUAUAUAUAUAUGAAUGAUAUAUCGUUAAAUGGGCUGUGGUAGAAACCUUUAUAUACUUUAUACACCAGACGAGUCGGAUCCUCUUGUUUCGUUUGUCUUUCGAGAGAAAUGAACAAUUAACUGACUAUAACGGAAGGAAAUACAAAGGGAAAAAACAAGAACGAAACGAACAAAAUGAUCGAAAAGUAUAGAUAGAGGCAAGACGUAUAUGUGCACACGAGAAAGAGAAAGAAAAAGAGAGAUACGGCAUCAUUUUACAAAGACGCUUCAGUCGUUUGAGUGCGUAGCCACUUGUCCUAUAUUCUGUCACACAACGAUUACCUUGCACAAAAUGUACCUAAUUAUACUUAAAUAGUAGGAUCCGUCUUAAUGAUUGUCAAUAAUAUUGUACCUACUGUACCCGUGGACACGGGCAAAUUAUGAUAUUAGACUUUAAGGCUGUAAGGCGUAACUACGAUUAGAUAGAAAACCCAGUCGCUAAACAAACUGUAUAACUGUGAUGCACCUGCUUCGAAGGAAACGCCUCGAAUUCUGUAACGAGUAUAAAUGCAGAAUGCUAGUUUUCGUACUUAGUAAAAAAUAUUGUUACGAUGCCUAUUGUUUUAGGUCUUUCCUUUCCCCUCUCCUUCGAAACUGUAUUUCUUUUCUAUUGUACUAGUUUAAUUUCAAGAGACAGACGUUUCUAAUGGAAACUGUUUGACCAGUGACUACUUAUAGUAUUGCAAUGUGUAACACAUAACCUCUCGGUGUAAUAUUGACAUUUAGAAGCUUUUUUUGCGAUGUUGUUACCUGAAAGAAUACUUAGAUAAUAAUAUACAUUAAUUCUAGAGAAUAUUAGCGUUAAUUGUACGCACGAUGUUUUCCAUGACGUUGAGAAGAAAACUUUCGACGAGUUUUCAUAAUAUCGUUUUAAGGAAUCGGGCAUUAAUCGUUUCGUUGCAUCGAUAGAUUCGUUGUUCUUCUGUUUUGAUUAGUCUAAAAAAACAUACUUGUUCUUUUCUUUUUUAAUCGUUUUGCUGUUUUUGAUUCUUAAAAAAAAAAAAAAAAAAAAAACAAGAAACACGAAAGUAAGCAUGCACAAUCGCAAGUCCCUUCUAAAUUACUUCUCGUCGUAAAGUAAACGUAUAUAUCAUCUUCGAAGCAGCGUGCACGAAUAAUCGUUCAUAUGAAUGUCAUAGCCUUAGUUUCGCUAGUUGAGAAGAAGAAAGAAUGUUUUAGAUCCUUGCUCAAUAAAUAAAAUAUUAAUUUCGAUGUCACAAAUUAUAUACCGAUAUUAAUUUUAAGUUAGAUUCCCAAAGCAAAACAACGUCGACCAUUUUUGCGAAACGAAUCGAAUUGAAUAUACGUACAGUUUAACAUGUAAGUACACGUGCAUAGUAAUAUGCCUAAUAUGAGCAACGGAUUUUCGUAUUCUCGUUAUCGAUAAUUAGAUGAAUUGUAGUUGUCCGGUCGACAUCUAUCAACGAAUCGUUUCUUUCCGAUUUUUAAUUUGCGUAAUUCUUUCGCGUCAGCAUUUUCGAGUAAACGUCGCGAAGUUUGUCUUGCGUGCGUGUCUAAAAUUGCAUUCUUAAACUCGCGCCGAUUUCCGUCGAUUUCCGCUCACUCUUUCAAGAAAUGACAGAAAGGAUUCGCCGGAGGGUUCCAAACGAAACAUUUGUCUCGCAAAGUUGGACACACACAGGACCAUGUUUUCGUAAAAGUAGAGAUAAGACCUGAGCUUAAUGUAUUCUCUCGUGAAACCAUGUAUAAAACUCCUGUUUGUACCUUACUAGUUUACUAUGACGCUAUUAUAGAUUACGUAUAGAGGAAUUGAAAGUGAAAGAAAAAAGCGGUCGAAUAAAUAAGAUGAAAACAAGAGAGCGCGCGAGAGAGAAAGAGCGAACGAGCGAGCGAAAGAACGAGAGACAAAACAGAUAAAGAGAUAGGAAUGUUUAGUGUCCAUUUGAAGAUCACGUUAAGUCCUUUAUUUUUCGCUACGAAGCGACGAAAAAUUAGUGUUAGUAUAAUUAGUAACAAAAAAUGCAUAUAAUUAUCGUGCUUUCGCUUCGAGAAUGUUUCAUAAUUCUGAUUAGAUUGUUUUGUGGCGUAUCAGAUAUAACGCCGUUUGGUGAAAGACUAUAUCAGCAAGGCUGGUGAUUAGACUCCGAUUAGUUUCCUUCUUUAUGUUAAACAUGUUAACGGUUUAGCAAAUGUGUUUUACUGAAAGUGUCCUUCCUAUGUAAAUUUACUUGUUUGUCCUCAUAAAUUAUAAAUAAAUAAUAUCUUUCGUGUUCACGUA
Molecule: messenger RNA, 21660 nt
Organism: Bombus terrestris (buff-tailed bumblebee)
Lineage: Eukaryota; Metazoa; Arthropoda; Insecta; Hymenoptera; Apidae
Product: meiosis-specific coiled-coil domain-containing protein MEIOC
Exons: 5
Coding region: 364-2868 (834 amino acids)
Biological process (GO): male meiosis I; meiotic cell cycle; mRNA stabilization
Cellular component (GO): nucleus; cytoplasm
Source: RefSeq, a predicted model, not a curated record